ACAGUGUUGGAGCCCUGUUUGAGGAGGCAGCAGCACAUAACAUACAGAUUGACAUGCAAGCUAAAAUGAGGGAAGAUCCUCUCUUUGCCAUAAGAAAAAAAGAAGAGGAACAGAGGAAAAGAAUUAUUGAAAAUCCUGUCAAGAUGAAACAAUUGCAAAAGAUGGUUGAAUCCCAAAAGAAAGAUAAAAAGAAGAAAAAGAAAGAAAAGAAAAAGAAAAAACACAAGUCCAGAUCUGGCUCAGACACAAGUGCAAGUGAUGAUGACUUAGUCUCAACUUACUUAGACAUUUUAAAUCGCAAGGAAAAAAUUAAAAGUGACAACAGACAUAAAAAUGAUAGUAAGGACAAAAGAAAACCUCAGCAUGAAGGUGGUCCUAAAGUUAGUGAACAGAGAAAAAAACAUUCAGAAGAGGAUACAAGGCAACGUCACAGAGACGGCUAUAGCAGUGAAGAAGAAAUGUCCGGAAGAAGGAAGAACUAUGGACUCUUUAAAGGCAGACACAAAUCACCUGAUAAAGAAAGACAUAAAAAAGAACUGCAGUCAAGAAAAGACCGAAAAUCAAGGUCUAGGUCACCAGUGAGAACAUCUGGGAGAUCACCAAAGAGAAAAAGGUCAAGGUCCCCUGUUAGGAGAGAAAGAUCAAGGAGCAGAUCACCUGUUAGGAAAGGAAAACCACGAUCACCAGAAAAGAGAGAGGCACCAAGAAAAAAACUUAGUUCAGAUGAAUUACAACGCAGACGCCAGGAAAUGAUGGAAAAUGCACAAUGGCGUGAAGAACAAAGGAGCAAAAAUGUGAAACGCUACAGGGAAGAAGAAAAGAAAGAAGAAGAAACCAGGAUCAAGCAUGGCGAUGGGGAUAAUUUUCUCAACCCCAUGAUGACUAAACAUGCUGAGCAGAGUUCUGUUGAAGACAGGCUAAAGAGAAACAGAUACAACAUCCAGAGAACAAGGGCUGACCUUGAUAAAGAUUUCACAAAGCAGUGACUGGAAUGAAGAGCUUUAUAAGCUGCUAAAUACAUACUUGGAAUUAUCAAAGGAUUGGUCAACUUUUUGGAAAGAAGACACCAACAGUGUUCAUAAAUACAGACUGAUACUAAUGACGACUUAAUAAGUGAUUGUUGGUAUUUGAAUGUGAAUCCUGAAUUAAUGAGUUGAUUUUUCUCUGUUGUUGGGUCAUCAGCAUUCUACUACUUAUAAAAAAAAUCACACUUUACAGGCUGGGAUACUCAUUUUGAAUGAAAAUAAAGUGGAUUUUGUGAUAUAUAUAUAUUUUGAGUAGUAUACAGGUCCAUAUUGAAUGUCUUACACAUCAACUAUAUAGUUGUUGAAAGAAAAUAGAAAUUUGAGUUACUGUAUGAAAGAUGGUAAUGGAUUUUGAUUGGGACCACCAAAAUUCAGAUGAUCUAGAAAACCUCUGGAUAAUCUAAUGAAUGAGUGAAGUGGUUGAAUGAAAAUGGUGAAGUUGAGAGAGAAAGGGAAUUUAAGUAUUAAAAAGGAGUUCAGAAUUCCAUUUCAUAGAAUAUAUUUUGUGCCCAUAGUAUGCUUUCUUAUUUUGACUCAUUUCUCUCUGUUUCUUUAUAUAAUUUAUUUUCUAAUUUUAACUUUAGUGUAAAGUUUUGUAAAUUCAAAGUUUUUAUAUGUGCUGCUGUUUAGAAAUCUGUAUCUACUGUUCCAGGCAUUGUCAACUUGUCAAAUAAUGGCAGCAGAACAAUAAUGUUAAAGAAAAAUUUAGUUAUUAUAUUUUUAAUAAAUAGCAUGUGGACAACUGCAGCAAGCCCUCCUGGCUUUCGUCUAUUACAGUUAUGUUUUAUAAAUUCGAAGUUUUUGUAUGUGCUGAUGACUAGAAAUGGGUAUUUACUGUUCCAGUCGUCAACUUGUGAAAUAAUGUUGUCGCAGCAGAACAAUCAUAUUAAAGAAAGGGUUUAUUUUAUUUAUUUUAUUUUAAAUAAAUUACAUGUUGACAACCGCAGCAAGCCCUCCCGUCUUUCAUUUAUUACAGUAAAUUUCCUACGUCAAUUUAAGAAAAAACGGCAUUUCGGGCAAGAAGAAAACGGCAACACAUGACAGGUAUUUCGCUCUAUAUAUAAUUGUCUUUUUUAUCCUUCUCAAAUUGUCAUUUAAAAUACCCCGGGCAAUAUUCUGUCACUCGGUAAGAGAUUUUAAAAUGAAAUGCCUAAUGAAAGAAUAAAUGUUUGUUAUUUUCAUCA
Messenger RNA from Lingula anatina, 2209 nucleotides. RefSeq lists its product as uncharacterized. Lineage: Eukaryota; Metazoa; Brachiopoda; Lingulata; Lingulida; Lingulidae. Gene Ontology annotation, cellular component: U2-type spliceosomal complex. Gene Ontology annotation, biological process: mRNA splicing, via spliceosome. The record is from RefSeq and is a predicted model, not a curated record.